AUCAUGUUUUGAACAGAUUAAUAUAACACACAUGAUAAUAUUUGAUUUAAUAUUUGUACAAAAAAUACAUUUUUGAUAAGUAAGUGAUGUGACCUCCUCUUUACUACUUAAUAAAAUGUGUGUGUUUUAAUUCAAACACACCUAAAAACGGCAACAUGCUGCCCUGCAGGACACUUCAGGUGCAACCACUAGGAGCAACUUGGGGUUUUGUGUCUUUUGUGUCAAGAACACUUUGACAGGAGGAGCAUUAACUGGACAGGAAGAGGAAGUUCUCAGCUACAUACUUCAUAGUUGUUUUUCAGUCUGAUACUCAGUCAACAGGAAGACAACAUGGAGGUCACAACUCUCCUCUACAGACUGUUGCUGUUUGAAUGUAUUCUGAUGGGGACUGAAGUUCAGAACACCUGUACUCAGAAAAGUGAUGCAGUUUUUCUCCGUAUCCAUCCAAACAGACAGCAGCACUUUGAAUAUGACCCUGUCUCCUUUCAUUGUGAAGGAGGUGACGGUUCAGCUCAGUUAAGAGGAGUCAGGAGUUCAGAGGAAAUUAAUCCUGAAUGUCAACGUAAGAGGACAUCAACAGGGUUCGUCUGUACUAUCAGUAACAUCUAUGCAGCUGACAGUGGAGAAUACUGGUGUGAGACUAAAGGAGGACAGAGAAGCAACAGUGUCAACAUCACUGUCACUGCCGGUUCUGUGAUCUUGGAGAGUCCUGCUCUUCCUGGGAUUGAGGGAGACACUGUGUCUCUGAAUUGCAGAAGCAAGGCAAUUAUCCCUGAUCUCCAAGCUUAUUUCUACAAAGAUGACCUCCUCAUGGAAAACAGUUCUGCUGGAAAGAUGGCCAUAAUCAGCGUUUCCAAGUUGGAUGUAGGACUCUACAAGUGCAGCAUCCCCGGUGUUGGAGAAUCACCUGGAAACUGGUUUGCUGUCAGAGCUCUGCAGACAGAGACGUGUCCCUUCUUCUACCUUCUCCUCGUCUUAAGGACUGUUUUCACCAUUGUGCUGGUGACUCUGCUGCUGCUGCUGGUGGGACUGCUUCACUGUGGGAAACUCAGAGUUACACACAAAUAACUCAAACCUGUAUAAAUGUAGCAGACUGAUAAAUGUUUGACAGAGUGUCUUGGAAGCUUGUUUAAUCAUUACGAUCCACUGUCAUGCUUUGGAUCUCAGAAAUCUGGCAGAGACACUUAUAAGGGCAAUCAACAAGGUUUCAUGUUAUGUCUUCUGUCUGUUCUAACCUUUUCUAUUGUUAAUGUUUGGUUGUAAUCCGCUUUGUGCUACGUGUUCAGUCUUGCAGUAGCUGUUUGACGUUCUCACACUCGGACAAGGUUUGAAAACCACAGAGGUGCUGACUGCUGCAUCGACUAUUUUCAUAAAGCGCAGGUCAUUUCUCUCAGUCUGUGCAAAAGUUGUUGUGUGUUCUGUUUUAGUGUCACAGAUGCUGGUGAUAAUUUGAGCUCCUCAGACACAAACCACAUGAGAAAAUGUUUGUAUGUAGAUGAGGCGUUCAGGAGACGUCUAGCAGAAAUAAACAGUUAAAUAAACUAAAUAUUCACAUUAAACUACCUGCUGUGAUUCUGCAUCACCUGUG
Molecule: messenger RNA, 1588 nt
Organism: Acanthopagrus latus (yellowfin seabream)
Lineage: Eukaryota; Metazoa; Chordata; Actinopteri; Spariformes; Sparidae
Product: Fc receptor-like protein 5
Exons: 5
Coding region: 331-1068 (245 amino acids)
Biological process (GO): cell surface receptor signaling pathway
Molecular function (GO): transmembrane signaling receptor activity
Source: RefSeq, a predicted model, not a curated record